Molecule: messenger RNA, 7540 nt
Organism: Acipenser ruthenus (sterlet)
Lineage: Eukaryota; Metazoa; Chordata; Actinopteri; Acipenseriformes; Acipenseridae
Exons: 1
Coding region: 209-7093 (2294 amino acids)
Source: RefSeq, a predicted model, not a curated record
GGAGACAAGCGAGUCGCAGGAGCCGAAAGAGACGGAAGACUGGAAUGCCGGUCCGCUGGAGGGGGAGCCCGAGCGGGAAUCGGAGGACGAGGUGGAUGAGGACGAGAACUCUGCAGCCGGCGUGACGUCUGAAGAGGAGGUGGAGGAGGAUGAGGAGGAGGCAGAAAGCUGGAGAGGCUCCGAGGGGAAAGUCGGUGGUUCUCAAUACAUGGACCUGGCUUCCUCCCUGAGCAUGGGGAGGAUUCUCUUCCCCGUCGUCGCGCUGAAAAGACCCCGCGGCCCCGGCGCCCCGGAAUCCUACGACUGCGAUGCGUGCGGGGAGAGUUUCGACGACGCGGAGGCCGUCAUCGCACACCACCACGGAGCCCACACCGAGCAGCGGCUGUACAACUGCCGGGAGUGCGCCGGCUUCUUCACCAGCAAGAGCUUCGUGGAGCGUCACCGGUGCGGGGAACCACCAGACUCCGGACCGCCGCCCGGCUUCUCCUCCGGCAGGACGUCCCACAGCACCAGAGAGCACCUGAGCAAGUGCCGCACGGCGGACGGACGCUACAAAUGCAGCCACUGCAGCAAGGUUUUCGUGAAGACCUACGACCUGUACAGCCACGAGCGCAAGCACACGGGGACCACGCCUUUCCGCUGCCAGGACUGCGGACGCUAUUUCUCCCAGGGCCCCAAUCUCAAACGGCACAUCGAGACCGCCAGAGCAGGAGGGUGGAGGACCGGGUGCGUCCCAAGAAACGGGGUGAAGAAACCGGACGAGGCGCUCGUGAAAAAAAGAAGGCCGGGCCCCAGGUCUUUCCAGGAGUCGCAGCGGAGGAGGCGGCUCCUCGCGGAGACGGCGGCGAAGGGCGACCUCUCCGAGAAGUACUCCCGCUGCUACGUCAGGCUGGUCGAUUUCAGGAAGCGGAAGGAUCGCAGCAAUCCGCAGCAGCAGGGAAGCUGCCCGCUGGCCGGGAAGGGUCCGUACGAGUGCACGGAGUGCGGGCUGAUCUUUCGGAUGAGGAACUCCCUGCUCGCGCACAGCCUGGUCCACGGGGACAAGCCUCCCUUCAGAUGCUUCGCCUGCGUCAAGACGUUCGAGACGUCGUCCAACAGGGCGCGGCACGUCGCCAUGAACUGCCGGGCCGGGGAGGGGAAGCAGGGGCAGCUGCUGGCGAAGAUCAAGCAGGUCCGGGAGGCCAACGCCGAACUGGGUCCCUACAGGUGUCCCAGAUGCCCCAUGGUUUUCAAAUACUCCUUCAACCGGGUCAGGCACAUGCGGCACCAGUGCCCCUACUCCUUGGCCAACAAGGCGGAGCUGGUGGUGCCCAACCCUAACGGCGCGGGCGACCUGUAUAAGUGCGUUCUGUGCCCCCAGCUCUUCACGCACCCCUCGAACAGAAACCGGCACAUGCGCCUCAGCUGCAAAAACGCUCGCCGGAAGCGGGACAGACUGAAAUCCGGGGCUCAGAAAUCUGCCGCCGCGGCGGUGGUGGUGGCGGCGGCUGCGGAACGCAUGAGGAGAACGAAACCGCAGGACAGCUCCGCCUUCCGCACCUCCGGGGACCCCGCCCAGCCGUACGCCUGCGAGUUCUGCGGGAAAAAGUUCCGGACGGGUCAGGAGUGCCGGGUGCACCGGCGCAUACACACCGGGGAGCGGCCCUACCGCUGCUCCUUCUGCGGGCUCCGGUUCAUCCAGUCGGGCCACUUGAGGGGCCACCUGCGCGUCCACGGCAAGAGGUACCAGUGCGACAAGUGCAAGAAGGUGUGCGACACGCUCGGGGAGCUGUUCAAACACAAGAAGGUGCACAGGAAACUGGGACCCCAGGGGGACAAGGCGGAGACGACAGCGGGGGGUGAGGGGGUCCCCGACGGGGGACAAGGCGAGGACAGGCUGUACGAGUGCGAGACGUGCAAGAAGAGCUUCUCCCUGGCCAGCCACCUGCAGCGCCACUCGCGGUCCCACGCGGGGCAGACCGCGUUCAAGUGCUCGGAGUGCGGCCUGGUUUUCGGCAGCGCGCGAUCGCUGAAGAUGCACUGGCACAAGCACCGCUCCUUCAACCUGACGUGCCGGUUCUGCAGCAAAGCGUUCAGCCAGAGAGGGAGCCUGAUCCGGCACGUCCGCAUCCACACGGGCGAGAAGCCGUUCCCUUGCCGCCAGUGCGGGGAAUUUUUCCAGCGCUGGGACUCCCGUAAAGUGCACCAGCUUAAAUGCACGGGCAGCGCGGCGGCGUCGCCAAGCAAGAGCGACGCCGAGAAAAAGGCGGCGACGGUGAAUGGGAAGGAGGAGGGCGGCAGUGCGGAUCGGAAGCCAGCGGUAACGAGGGAUAACAAAUGCAAGAUCUGCCUGAGGAGCUACAGCAGCUUCCACAGCCUCAGCCGGCACCUCAACACCCACUCCGCCGUCAACCGAUUCUACUGCAGCAAGUGCAGCAAGGGCUUCUACCGGAAAGACCACCACCUGAUCCACGAGCUGGGGUGCAACGGGGUCCAGAGGAAGCCCCGGGGCUCCCUGAAACCCUUCAAGUGCACCAUCUGCAAGACGAGCUUGAGCCGGGGCGACUACCUGAAGUGUCACAUGAAGAAGUGCGCCGCCCGACGGCUCCUCGGGGGCGGGGGGAAGCGGGGGGGCGACUCCGGUGCGUCUGGGGGCGGGCCUUCGGGAGAUCAGCCUUCCCCGUCCCAGAAAAGCACGACGACAGGCGGUGGAGAUAACGGGCUGCCGCCUCUUCUCCGCGUGAAGAAAGAACCGGUGGAAGGAGGCGAAGGUCCCGGUCAGGUCGUCAAGCAUCGGCAACACAAGUGCCCGCACUGCCGCGUCGCCACGAUGAGCCGGCAGAGUUUGGUCAAACACAUGCGCUUGCACACCGGGUUGAGUCCGUUUCACUGCAGCCGGUGUGGGAAGGGCUACAACCGCAAAGACAGGUGGCGUCUCCACGAGAGUUACUGCAACGGUCAAGGCGGCGCUGCUGCGGCUGCUCCUGCGAGGAAGGAACGGAAAAGAAGUAAAGACGGGCGCUUCGAGAAGCAGACGGACAGAGAGACGCCGGCUGGGCAGUACCGAUGCAAGUUCUGCACCAAGAGCUUCCCGGGAUCGAAAGGGCUGCGCCGGCACAUCCUGACCCACACGGACGCCAAGCCGUACCGCUGCGAGAAGUGCGAGAGCUGCUUCUCCCGCUACGACUACCUCAAAGUGCACCUGGUGAGGUGCCGGGGCGAGAGGAGGUGGGCGAGGGCGGUGGAACGCGGGGCCAGGGUCCCGCAGGAACCCGCCGACAGAACCCCGGAGGAGGAGGAGGAGGAGGCGGCGAAACCAAAUCCCGGCGAUGACCGCCUGCGGAAGAAAGCCCCGGAGGUCAGCGCCGGCAACGAGGACGGCAAGCCGGUGCGGUGCACCUACUGCCGUAGGACUUUCGACAGGAGGUCGGAUUUGGGGAGGCACGUCGCCAUGAUGCACUUGACCAGCAAGCCCUUCAAGUGCGCGUGGUGCGGACAUACCUUCACCCAGAAGAAAGGCCUCCGGUUCCAUCAGAAGACGUGCAAGGCCGUCAAGUCCGUCGCCUCCGCCGCCGCUGGCGACAGGAACGUAAACCUGAAACGCAUCGGACUGCGCUCGGCGCCGCAGGAACCCGGGAAAGCGGGCCCGGACUCCCGCGGGACGAAAGCCGCCCCGCAGGGGACUGGGGGAGGGGUCGGAGUCGGCAACACUUGCCGGGAGACCUCCAAGCUCCUGCAGAGGAUCCAGACACACUACGCUAGUCAGUACGAAUGCCAGUUCUGCGCCAAGAGGUGCAUGAGCAAAAUGAUCCUGAUCCGACACCUGCGGACUCACACCGGGGAGAAGCCUUUCGGGUGCAGCCGCUGCGGCGAGCACUUCAUCCGGAAGGACUAUCUGAAAAACCACCUGACGAAAUGCAGCUCCCGCCGGGCGGCCGUGGAGCGGCUAGAGGGAGCCGGGUCCCGGGAGUCUGCACUCUGCGAUAAGUGCGGAGAGUUCUUCACCUCCCAGAGCAGCCUAAAAGCCCAUCAGAAGAGCUGUAUCGUGCUGCUGAAGCCUCCGGAGAGCGCGAGCAAAACCGCCUCAGCCGCCGCGGAAAACCAGCAGGUCUUCAUCUGCGUGGAGUGCGGGGAAGGGUUUCUGAAUUUCAUCGAACUCCGGAGCCACCUGCAAACCGAGCACUGGAAAGUGAACCGCGUCCAGUCCGACCAGCCAGCGCAGGCGAGCGAGCGUCAGGCGAAGGUUAACGGGCUGCUCCCCCGCGGCGUGAGCGUCAAGCAAGAGCCCGAGGACGACGGGUACGAACUGCCGACGAAGAGCGCCGAAAACGCUCCCGUCCCGCUCCCCGCUCCCGUUCUCUCUCCUUCCUCGAAGCCGAAUAAGAAGGCGUUGGCGGCGACGAACACCACCUGCCCGUACUGCUUCAUGAAGUUCAGCCAGAGCGGGGCCCUGGUCACCCACAUGAGAAUGCACACGGGCGAGAAGCCGUUCGUGUGCGCGUGCUCAGCGGCGUUCCACCGCAAGGACUACCUGCUGAAGCACGCCAAGGUCUGCAAGGAGGCGAGGCCGUUCCGGUGCGAGAACUGCCACCAGGACUUCAGCCGGCCGGACUUGCUCAAGAGACACUUGAGGAGAUGCGCCUCCCCCGUUCCCAAGGGAGGGGCCCCCGGGCCCGAGGGGGGGGCGGUGAAGGUGAAGGAGGAGCCGCAGAACGAGGGGGACUGGCUGAAGAUCUACUCCAAAAACACGGUGCUGGUGAUCAACAGCGGCCCCAAAGCCACCGGCACCGGAGUCCUGCAGACGCGAUUCUCCUGCAAAGUCGGGGAGCAGCGAAACGGUGGGACAGAGGCCCCUGCACCUUCCUCCUCCUCCUCCUCCUCCUCCUCCCCCCCUGCAGAACAACGGCACUCCCCGCGCCGGGCGGAGAAGCGCUACAGGCUCGAUCUGGCGAGCCCAUCGGAGACGCCGAAAAAGAAGCUGGAGUGCAACCUGUGCGGCGAGAGCUUCGACUUGCACAAGCAGCUCCAGAAACACAAGCGCAAGCACUCGGGGCUCGGCCCUUACAAGUGCGCACAGUGCCCCCGGACCUUCCACUACCCCUCCGACUUGAAGCGCCACACCCACAUCAGGGGCCUCGGCAGCAGCAGCAGCAGCAGCCCCAGCAAGAGACCCAACAAGGACCCCGCCGAGACGGUGACCCACACCUGCAUCUUCUGCGAGAAGCAGUUCGCCAGUCGGAAGCUGCUGGUCAGGCACCGGGAGGUCCACCGGUACCAGACCCGGUUCCGGUGCACCCGUUGCGACAAGAGCUUCACCGUCCGGAAAUCUUACCUGCAGCACCGACGCAAACACCUGGCCGAGGAGGAGGAGGAAGAAGAGAGAGGCAAAGGCAAGAGCCGUUCCUACGAAGACGAUUCGGAUUCCGAGCCUUGCCUCCCGUGCCACGUCUGCGGGAAGAGCUUCGCCUCCGUGGCGGCGUUGGAGGAGCACCAGCGCAGCCACCUGGGCAAGAAGCCCCACGAGUGCGGGCAGUGCGGGCAGAGCUUCCUCCAGGAGUCCCAGCUGCGACAGCACCAGCGCGGCCACGAGAGCCCGUUCCAGUGCGGCCCCUGCGGGCGGGGGCUCCCGUCUCUGCUGGCGCUCCGCAAGCACCAGAGAACCCACAACGCGCAGCGGCCCUUCCCCUGUCCGCAGUGCCCCCAGCGCUUCAGGUACCAGUCCCACCUGCGCGACCACCUGGAGACGCACUCGGGGGAGCCCUUUCCCUGCGACCUGUGCGGCAGGACAUUCGCCUGGAAGAGCACACGGGACACGCACAGAAAGACGCACGCCCUCCAGGAGACCGCGACUGACCAACCAGAAAGUGCAGCCCCGCUCUGGCCGUCUCCACCACCACCACCACCCCCGUCGUCAGCCAUUGUCCCCCCUCCCCCUUCUCCUCCUCCUCCUCCUCCUCCUCCAUCAUCUAAAGACAGACCGGCCCGAGGCAUGGGGGGGCUCCAGAGGGAGCUGGCACAGCUGCAGCAGCCCGGAGGAGGAGGGGAGGAGUGGAGGUUCUCCUGUCAGAUCUGCGGCAAGGGUUUCCAGUACCGGAGCAAGCUGGCUGAGCACCAGAGGCACCACGACACGGAGCGGCCCUUCUCCUCCGGGGAAUCCCAGCUGAGCCACGCGCCGAAGAACCCGGAGAAGAAAAAGCAGGAGGAGGAGGAGAAGGAGAAGCCGUACCAGUGCCACACCUGCGACAAACGCUUCCAGCGCAAGAGCAACCUCACGGUGCACCAGAAGAGCCACGUGGGGCCCACGCUGUACGAGUGCACGGAGUGCGGCCGCGGCUUCCAGGGGAUGGGAGCCUUCAAGAAGCACCGGUGCGUCCGCAAGAAGAAGAGGGACUCCUCUCGCCGGCAGCAGCAGCAGCAGCAGCAGUCGGCCGGGGUCCAGCCGGGAUCGGACUCUGACGAGGAGGGGUUUUCCUCCCGGUUCCCCUGCCACGUCUGCGGGAAAAGCUUCUCGACGUUCCGGAAGCUGGAGGAGCACCAGCGGUACCACACCGGGGAGCGGCCCUUCGAGUGCCAGGAGUGCGGCAAGCGGUUCUAUCAGGCGGGGCACCUGAGCAAGCACCGGAAGACCCACGGGCGGCAGCACCAGUGCGAGCAGUGCCCCCGCAGCUUCAGCACCCUGCAGGCCUACCUGCAGCACCAGGGCCUCCACAGCGGCGAGCCGCGCCGCCCUCGGCGCCACCGCCACCAGUGCCAGCUCUGCCUCAAGUGGUUCGUGACGCCCUCCGACCUGGUGCGCCACGAGAGGACCCACGCCCCGAAGGGCCAGCCGGUGUUCCAGUGCGACGUGUGCUGGAUGACCUUCGCGCAGGCGGCACAGCUGAGGGCGCACCGCGAGAGCCACGUGGGCGAGGUGGUGUACGAGUGCCCGGACUGCGAUAUGGUGUUCGUCUCCUUCCAGCUGCUGGAGCAGCACCAGAGCGUGCAUCAGGAGGGGGGCGGGUCAGCCCCGAGCCUGAACGGGAGCUUACCGGACCCCCAGAACCUCCGUGCGUCGGACUGUCUCGCCGCGGACUACGGCCACGGUGGAGGGGCUGUUAUGAUGGCGCAGAUUUGAUAAGAAAAGCGAUAUUUUUGUUCCGAACUAUGAAACACAAAAAAAUAACUCCCGUUCCUGUGUUGGUGUCCGCUCCUCUCUGUUUUUUUUAAUGAUCUAAACUGCGGCGGAUCUUAAUACCGCCACCCUCGGAGAUGGGGUCUACCCACGAUCUUCAUUGCACUUUGUUUAAUUUUUUCCCCAAAAGUACUGUUGCUAAGAAGCUGGUCUGCAGAGCCCCCCCUGGAGACUGCAGCUGUAUUCAUACAGAACUGAAGAGAGACUGUAUAGAGAUGGGAUUAUAUCAUUUAAAUAAAGGGGGGGCGGGGGGCAGGGGGGGGGGCACACACUAAUAAAUAGCGGCCGCAUAUGGGGGAGAGAAGGAUGCGCUGUUGUGAAAUGGUGGAGCGGGGGGUGGAAGGGACUUUUUGGGUUAGAAGCAGCCAGCAGUUGAAUUUGAAACACACU